This is a messenger RNA of Pezoporus flaviventris, 1727 nucleotides long. It is a transcript of the gene NFKBIA, whose product is annotated as NFKB inhibitor alpha. The record is from RefSeq and is a predicted model, not a curated record. Lineage: Eukaryota; Metazoa; Chordata; Aves; Psittaciformes; Psittacidae. The transcript is spliced from 6 exons. Gene Ontology annotation, molecular function: protein binding. Bases 101 to 1090 code for a protein of 329 amino acids.
GCACCAAGCAGGACCAGACCCGUCGGUCAGGCUUUGAGUGGCUGGAAAUUCCCGUCCUCGGUGGCUCCUCCCCUGCAGAAAUCCCCUGUCCGCGGUGUAUAUGCGAAGCGCCGCCGCCGCCGCCGCUCACUCACAGCAAGCCGCCGCCAUGAUCAGUGCCAGCCGUUUCGCCGAGCCGCCGGUUAUGGAGGGCUACGAGCAGCCAAAGAAAGACCGUCAGGGCGGGCUCCCGCUCGACGAUCGCCACGACAGCGGCUUGGGUUCCAUGAAGGAGGAGGAUUACGGGCAGCUGGUGAAGGAGCUGGAAGACAUACGCUUGCAGCCCCGCGAACCGCCCGCCUGGGCACAGCAGCUGACGGAGGACGGGGACACUUUUCUCCACUUGGCGAUUAUUCACGAGGAGAAAGCCCUGAGCCUGGAGGUGAUCCGGCAGACGGCCGGGGACCGUGCUUUCCUGAACUUCCAGAACAACCUCAGCCAGACUCCUCUUCACCUGGCAGUGAUCACUGACCAGCCUGAAAUUGCUGAGCAUCUUCUGAAGGCUGGAUGCAACCUGGAAAUCAGGGACUUCCGAGGAAACACCCCUCUGCACAUCGCUUGCCAGCAGGGGUCCCUCAGGAGUGUCAGUGUCCUCACUCAGUACUGCCAGCCACACCACCUCCUCGCUGUCUUACAGGCAACCAACUACAACGGACAUACUUGUCUCCAUUUGGCAUCUAUUCAAGGAUACCUUGCUGUUGUUGAAUACUUGCUGUCCUUGGGAGCAGAUGUAAAUGCUCAGGAGCCAUGCAAUGGGAGAACUGCACUACAUUUGGCUGUCGACCUGCAGAAUUCAGACCUGGUGUCACUUCUAGUGAAACAUGGGGCAGACGUGAACAAAGUGACCUACCAAGGAUACUCCCCGUAUCAGCUCACAUGGGGAAGAGAGAAUUCCAGCAUACAGGAACAGCUGAAGCAGCUGACCAUGGCCGACCUGCAGAUGUUGCCAGAAAGUGAGGAUGAGGAGAGCAGUGAAUCGGAGCCCGAAUCAACAGAGGAUGAACUUAUGUAUGAUGACUGCCUUAUUGGAGGACGACAGCUGACAUUUUAAGGCAGAGCCUUCUGUGAAAAGAAGUGACUGUGCACAUAUGUAUAGAAAAAGAACUGACUUUUCAUUUAAAAAGAAAGUCACAAUGCAGAGGGAAGAAUCAGGAGGGGGAUACUACACUGCCCAGCAAGGAGCACAUAAUUGUGACAGGACGGUUCCAGAUUCUGGCCUGUGUUUAAAUACAGGAGUGGAAUAUGUAGCACCAGUAGGGAUCUGUGAUUAUGCACACCAUCUGAUAAAGAGCCACACAGCCAGUCUUCUCAACCCUGUGAAGGUAGCUGACUACACAUCUAACCUGCUAUCAGCAAGCUCUCUUGUGGCAUCAAGUACCACAAGGAAUGAGUAUCCUCUCAUGACAAGGCAGGCAUGUACCAGCACCCCAUCUUCUCAGAGACUGUGUUAACUUGUGUUGGGCUGGUGGCACUGCCUGGACUUACCGACCAACCUUAGCUGCUCCCAGUGUUGUGUCCCAGGCAGAGGAGUCAAGCCAGGGGACUGGUGACCUCCUGGCUGUUACGAAAAACAGCAGUAAUGUUAACUGUGGGCAUUGGAAACAGUAUGUUUCACACAAUGUGUGUCAUAAUAGCUACACUUUUUAGCAAUUGUAUAUUGUGUAAAUAGUGUACAUUUUUGUUUAUAA